Mus caroli (Ryukyu mouse) is the source of this 1346-nucleotide messenger RNA. It is a transcript of the gene Tmem169, whose product is annotated as transmembrane protein 169. The record is from RefSeq and is a predicted model, not a curated record. NCBI's taxonomy places the organism in Eukaryota, Metazoa, Chordata, Mammalia, Rodentia, Muridae.
CUUCACGGCGCGCUAGGCCUCCUCCCAGAGCUGGACCGCUCCUGGCGGCCGCCCGCAGCCGUCUGCAUCCUCAGCUUCCCUCCUGGGUCCCAGUGAAGGUCGCAGGCAUCCUCAGGGGCAUGCCGGCAUAGCCCUUUCCAGAUAGAAAAAAAUCUGUGUGAUGUAUGGUGCUUGAGUUUGCGCAAAUAAGUCAGACUCCUCUGUAAAGUAAGCUCAGCUAGCUCUCAGGCCUAGGAUGGAAGAGUCGGCACCAGUGGAAAGCCAGGCUCAGCUCCCAAGCCCCCACCACGGCUCACUUAGGAGGGCAGUGGCUGCUGUCCUGGCCCUGGAUGGGGAAUCCACAUUGGGCCGCAGGAAGAAGAGGAGGAAAGACUCCCGCCCGGAAUCCAUCAUCAUCUACCGGUCAGAUAAUGAGAAGACGGAUGAGGAGCCUGAAGAAUCUGAAGGUGGAGAUCGGCCUAAAGAGGAAGAGGGGGAGGACUUCCUGGACUAUCCUGGGGAUGAUGGUGUGUGGGACACGCCUCUGGACAGCCGCUACGUCACACUAACCGGGACCAUCACACGAGGGAAGAAGAAGGGUCAGAUGGUGGACAUCCAUGUCACUCUGACAGAGAAGGAGCUGCAGGAGCUGACCAAACCCAAGGAGCUGUCCAGGGAAGCAGCCCCCGAGGGAAGGAGGGCCUGCCAGGUUGGGGCAGACCAGGGGCCACACGUGGUUCUCUGGACACUGGUCUGCCUGCCUGUGGUCUUUGUGCUCUCUUUCGUUGUGUCUUUCUAUUAUGGCACCAUCACCUGGUACAACAUCUUUCUGGUGUACAAUGAAGAGAGGACCUUCUGGCAUAAGAUCUCCUGCUGUCCGUGCCUCAUUCUCUUCUACCCAGUGCUCAUCAUGGCCAUGGCCUCUUCCCUGGGGCUCUAUGCCGCCGUGGCUCAGCUCUCAUGGUCCUGGGCAGCAUGGUGGCGAGCUGCCUGUGACAUGGAGAAAGGCUUCUGUGGUUGGCUCUGCAGCAAGCUGGGUCUGGAGGACUGUUCUCCCUACAGCAUUGUGGAACUGCUGGAGUCUGAUAACAUCUCGGGCAAUCUCUCCAACAAGGACCCCAUCCAGGAAGUAGAAACCUCUACUGUCUAGACAUCUAGUGACUUCCUUCCUAGGCCCUAGUUGUCUAUAGUCAUUCAACGGAAUCUAGCAGUUCUUUCCUUAAACUAUCUAAUGCUCUCUACAUUCCUGGGACAGCCUAGCCCACACUGGCGUAUCUCAUCAUCUUCAUUAUUCCAAUAUGACGGAAAAUAGAAAAGCAACUUGUGCCAAAGCCGUGCAUCUGAAAUACAAAUGCUUUUUGACUCUU